AAUACCACAGCAUAUUUGCCCCCCAUGUCAUUCCACUCGCACCAAGCACAUGUAUGCAUCAUCCGAAACCAUUUCAAUCCAAACCUCGGGAUACUUUGUUCCCCCGUUUCGAGAUGUGGUGUAUUCUCGCAUGGACGUGGAUGAAACCAUGUUGGUAAGCAACGUGGAGUUCCAAGGAAAGAAAUCGUUGAUUGUAUGGGAUUUCCGCGUGGAGCGAGUGAGAGAACGCCGGUUUGAGCUAUGUGUAGUGGGCGGAAAGGAUGUUUGGAUAUGUUUUGAAGUUAUGGAAGAUACAGCCUGUAGCGAGUCGAACUUGAUGGAAGAGAGGGUGGAUAUACGCGAGUCGGGUAUAUCUGGAAUGUGCGGUGAUGGUUCAUCUAUCGCUUUUAAACAAUCCGCUGCUGCUUGUGAUGAUGGCUUGGCUGGUUCUUCCCGUGAUGAGCGUAAACCCAAAUCAACUUUGAAGAGACAGCAUCCGUCAUGAAAAAUCAGGCUGGAACUCUGCAGCAUUUAUUUACACAGCAUAUACCCUUACCCUCGGUGAUGGCAAUUUGAUAAACUAUACAACCUUUCAAUGCAUUAAUUUGUUUGGCAUUAUCCAGCACUGUUUAUCUCGUUAAUGAGUAAAAAAAUAAACAUGACGAAUAUUCC
Messenger RNA from Batrachochytrium dendrobatidis JAM81, 651 nucleotides. RefSeq lists its product as uncharacterized. Bases 50 to 484 code for a protein of 144 amino acids. Lineage: Eukaryota; Fungi; Chytridiomycota; Chytridiomycetes; Rhizophydiales. The transcript has a single exon. The record is from RefSeq and is a predicted model, not a curated record.